Messenger RNA from Entrophospora candida, 1068 nucleotides. Lineage: Eukaryota; Fungi; Glomeromycota; Glomeromycetes; Entrophosporales; Entrophosporaceae. The record is from the annotation of a GenBank genome assembly.
AUGUCUUUAAUUGAAGACUACAUUGAAAAUACCAAUGAACCCUCAAAUCCAUAUUAUGCUACGAAUUCUGGAAGUCUUUUUCCAGAAUCUUUAGGAUUUGAGCCCGUUAUGUUGGAAGGAUUUGUUACUACUGGUUUAGCUGAUGAAUCUUCAAAUGUUUUUACAUUGGAUCGUGUUCAAUUUCAAUUUCCGGCAUCUUUAGUAGCAAUGGCAGUAUCUAAUGAAAUUCUUAUAAUGGCUUUAGAGACUAACCAUAUAUUGAGAAUAGAUUUACAACAAGCACACGACAUAUUGAAAUUCCAAAAAAACCCCGGUGAAUUAAAAAUCUACAAGAUAUUUUUUGAUCCAACUGGAAGACAUUUACUUAUUACAACUGAACAGGGAGAAAACUUUUAUUUAUUUGUUGAGAAAUGGAAAAAAGCCAAAGCACUUACCAAAUUUAAAGUUAUUGGUUGGAAUAAAUUCACAGUAACGCCAACAGAUACUUCUACAAAAAAGAUUUUGAUUGGAAGUCGUAAUGGAUUAAUUUAUGAAGCAGAGAUUGAACCAACUGAAGAGUUUUUUAAGAAAGAAGAGAAAUAUUCCACAACACCUACAAGAAUUUAUCAAUUUAUUGGUAAUGCAAAUCCUAGUGCAGAUAUUGAUAGUGGUGCAAUGUUUGAAAGUUUAUUCUCUAAAUAUGAAUCUAAUCCUGGAUUUCAGGAACUUCCCGGUGAUCUACCAUACAGCGAAUUACAUUUUUUUGCGCCAUAUAAUGAUCAAGGAUCUGCUAAAACCUUUGCAUGGUUAACAGGACCUGGUAUAUAUCAUGGUAAUCUUGUUUUUGGGUCACAAGAUGUUGGUGAUAGUGUAAUUGAUGUUGCACAAUUAUUACCUUAUCCGGCAACACCAUCUGAAAAUGAUCCAAAUUCAGUAGUAUCAGAGAUUCCAUUAUCCAUUGCUCUAACCGAAUUCCAUUUUAUAAUGUUAUACCAGGAACGUAUAAGAGCAAUAUGUCAAUUAAACGAUGCAAUAGUUUAUGAUGAAAUCAUUCCACUUAAAGCAGGUGAACAAGUUCGUACAAUGACA